Molecule: messenger RNA, 3839 nt
Organism: Pteropus alecto (black flying fox)
Lineage: Eukaryota; Metazoa; Chordata; Mammalia; Chiroptera; Pteropodidae
Gene: CDK5R1
Product: cyclin dependent kinase 5 regulatory subunit 1
Exons: 1
Coding region: 154-1077 (307 amino acids)
Biological process (GO): brain development; activation of protein kinase activity; positive regulation of cyclin-dependent protein serine/threonine kinase activity
Cellular component (GO): cytoplasm; protein kinase 5 complex
Molecular function (GO): cyclin-dependent protein serine/threonine kinase activator activity; protein kinase binding
Source: RefSeq, a predicted model, not a curated record
GGCAGCACGCGCCCCCCGGAGGUCCCCCGCGCCCCCCGGAGAUCCCCCGCCUCCUUCCCUGGGCCGCCGCGGGCUCGGUGAGCUGUUUUUUCCCUCUGGCCGGCAGGCUGGGCGCGCAGGGGCGCGGGCCCCCGCCCGGCGCGCAGCGGCACCAUGGGCACGGUGCUGUCCCUGUCCCCCAGCUACCGCAAGGCCACGCUGUUUGAGGAUGGCGCGGCCACGGUGGGCCACUACACGGCCGUGCAGAACAGCAAGAACGCCAAGGACAAGAACCUGAAGCGGCACUCUAUCAUCUCCGUGCUGCCUUGGAAGAGGAUCGUGGCCGUGUCGGCCAAGAAAAAGAACUCCAAGAAGGUGCAGCCCAACAGCAGCUACCAGAACAACAUCACGCACCUCAACAAUGAGAACCUGAAGAAGUCGCUGUCGUGCGCCAACCUGUCCACGUUCGCCCAGCCCCCACCGGCCCAGCCGCCCGUCCCCCCUGCGAGCCAGCUCUCGGGCUCCCAAACCGGGGUCUCCUCCUCCGUCAAGAAGGCCCCACACCCUGCCGUCACCUCCGCCGGGACGCCGAAGCGAGUCAUCGUCCAGGCGUCCACCAGCGAGCUGCUGCGCUGCCUGGGCGAGUUUCUCUGCCGCCGGUGCUACCGCCUGAAGCACCUGUCCCCUACGGACCCUGUGCUCUGGCUGCGCAGCGUGGACCGCUCGCUGCUUCUGCAGGGCUGGCAGGACCAGGGCUUCAUCACACCGGCCAACGUGGUCUUCCUCUACAUGCUCUGUAGGGACGUGAUCUCCUCCGAGGUGGGCUCUGACCACGAGCUCCAGGCCGUGCUGCUGACCUGCCUGUACCUCUCCUAUUCCUAUAUGGGCAACGAGAUCUCCUACCCACUCAAGCCCUUCCUGGUGGAGAGCUGCAAGGAGGCCUUUUGGGACCGCUGCCUCUCCGUCAUCAACCUCAUGAGCUCCAAGAUGCUGCAGAUCAAUGCCGACCCACACUACUUCACACAGGUAUUCUCCGACCUGAAGAACGAGAGUGGCCAGGAGGACAAGAAGCGGCUUCUCCUAGGGCUGGAUCGGUGAGCCCUGUAGCCUGCAUCAUGGCUCAAGGAUUCAAUUCAUUUUUAAAAGUUUAUUAAACAAAUCAGAUUUUAUGUACAGUAUGUGUCUAUCAAAGCCACAAAGGGCCUCUCCCGGCCCCCCUUCUCUCCUUGGGGUUUUCUUCAGCCCUGCCUGGAACUUUGGGCGCUUUUGAACUCCUGAACCUUGUGCAAAACCCAGAAGACGUAUUCAGAGCCACCCAGACCCAUGCCCUCCCACUUUGGGGACUUCAAAGGACUGACCUGCCUCUGCCGCCUGUGCCCUUGCUGGACCAGGGCAGGUGAGGCUGUCUGCUGCUCGCUGCCUGGGAGCUGGAGAAAGGCCCUGGCCAGCUGGCCCAGGGAGGAAUUGGCACUUCUGGUUGGGGGCCCUUUUCUGGCCUCUGCUUGGGGUUGUCCAUUCUCCUAGAAGCUUCUGGAGCGGGCUGCCUUGACUGAGCUGCACGUCGGGUUGUGAGGCAAGAUGCUGCUUCAGUUGAGGAGAAGCCGGACGGAUGCAAAGAUUGUGUCCUGCUGUUUGGCCGCGCACAACCCUGGUUUGCUCUUUUUUCUUUUUUAGGGAGAAGGGCUUUCCUUUAGUGGAGACACAGAACUUACCCCCCAGUCCCCUUGUCCCCUGCCCCCAGCCGUGUUGGUAAUGUUGGUUAAUGAGCUGGUUUGACUCAUUAAGUUCUUUUAUUUUGGGUCUCAGCUAAAGAGGUGGGGUGAAGCUGGGGACAGCUCCCUUCCUUGGUGAAUUUUUCAUUUGAAUAAUGCAGCUUAGUCGCCCUGUGGCGAAGGCCAGGACAGCCGCAGGUGCCCAUUAUCAUCACCUGUCUUCUGGGCAGGUGGGGCUGCCACGCCUGGGAUGGAGCCAGUGCCCACCUAGGGGCCAAGGCCUGUCACUGGUGUACAUGACAUUUGUUCUGCAGAGCUGGGGGUGGGGCAUGGUAAUGAUGUACCCCCACCCCUACCCGUUAAUUUAAAGCUGUUUCCAAACAGUUCAGUUUCUUCUGAGGACGAAGCCUUGCCCUGCAAGGCCCAGUGAGACAGCUGGAUCCUGGGGACAAUUACAAGAUGGGAGUAGAACUCCUGAUUGCUUUGGAAGCCUGCUGAUUCUACAACUGAUCAUUUGCAGCUGCUGGUUUGGGUUUCCACUGUAGUGGCUGUAGAGACACAUGAUGUGUACUUAAUCAAUUUUCUUUCUAAUUCUCCUAGAUUGGUGGCUUGGGACUUGGGAGAGGACCAAGAGAAGGGGGCGAGUCUUCCUCCAUGGCCCAUCACUCCGGCUUUGGGGAACAAAGACCAGUGAUAAGGCUACAGAGAAUGCGCUCUUUCCAAUCCCCCAGGGAGUGCUGGAAUGAGGGGUUGGGGGGAGGCAGAGGGUCGUUUUACAUAGGAUUAGGUUCCAGGUGGCUGUUGAUUUCAGCACAAGCACUACUGAAAAUCACAUAAAAAGAAAGCUGUGGUGCUCGCUUCGGCAGCACAUAUACAAAAAAGAAAGCUGUGAAAUUGAGGUCCCAGUUUAAGAGGUCCGUGGUAUGCCUGGAUGUGAGGAAGAGGGCCUGCCCGUGCCUGAGAGCAUUUGCCCCAGCCGUGCCUCGAGGCCCACGUGCCAAGCCAUUCCUGGGACUGCCAGAUAAUCUGAUGCAGAGCUGGAAGGAACCUGCAGCUGCUGGCACAGACUUCACUGCAGCGCCUCUCCUCUGCUGGAGCUGUCACACGGCCUGUCUGUUUUGAUCCUUCUGCCACGUGUGACCUGAGGUAGGAAGCCCUCGGGGACAACGGGCCCUGGCGGCUCGGAAGAGGUUGGUUCGGGUGCCGAGUUUCAAGAGGAGGGGUGCGUGUUUGCAGACACUCGGUGGGCAGGACGAACUUGGCCUGAAACUGCGGUUAAGUCGCAUCCACAGGAUUCCAGUUUUGUGUGUUUCCUUCUCUUUCUCCAUAUUUAUUUUUUUAUUUUUUUGGAGGAGGUGCGAAUUUCAGGAGUGGUUGGGGACUAAGGAAGUAACUCUGGUUCCAUCAAUGUGAAGCCUGUCAUGUUCUCCUCCCUCCCCUUGUACUGGUCAUCAGUAUUGUGUAAAGGAACUGAUACACUUGAGUGUGCAAGCAAUGAACCCAUUUGACAUGCUGCUAUGAAGACUACUUUUAGAACAACAACAAAAAAGAAAAAAAACUAACCGAUAAAAAAAACCCUUUAUUCUUUAAUUGUUGCUUUUACAGUGAUAUUGUGCAUGCAAACCAGGAGCAUUUUGUGUCUUCAGAAAAAUAUUCUUAGAACAGAUGGCUGUGAAAAUUACACCCGUGCACAGAACAAGUCACAGGAAUAAUAGUUCAGGAUUUGGUUUUUCUCUUUCUUGUAAAGCUGGAGGGUUGAUAUAUUCUUUCCAUGCAGUUAUUAGAAUUUAGUUUUGUUCCAACAGUUGUUAAACUUGCAAUGAGAAGAAAAUGUGCCAUUUUUUUCACUCAGAAUUAUUCAUAGCUGUAUAUUUGAAACUGCUAAUUACACAAUGUGUGAUGUGUGUUGGUUUUUUAGUGCAAUUUCUUCUGUAGCUAUUCUUUGACCAAACUGUGGGUAUUGUUAAUAUUAAUUUAUAUUUGUCUCAUUUUGUAUGUAUGUGUAGUGUGUUUCUAAGUAUGUGUGGUUUAUAAUCUGACAAGGUCAUGAAGCUCAGUUUGGCUGUAAUUUAAUUCCCCUUCCCUUAUUUUUAUUUAUUUUUGUCCUGUGCUGAUUAAAUAAAAUGCACUGACCAUCCAUUACAUAGA